UUGACAAUUACAUCGAUUACUAUAAACAUUCUAAUAGUGAACCGUGACACUACAAUCGAAGGACUGUCUUUGAGAACGUUUUUUCGAGUUUUGGAUUAAAUAUUCCUGAAUGAAAGAAGAAUUAUUAAUUAACUGUCAGACCGCAUACUUCUGAAGUUUAUUGCACGUAUUUCGAGUGCUUAUAUGAAAAUGGCGCCAACCGGACAACUGAUGAUUGUUCAAUCGAAAUUCACCUCUGGAGAAAAUGUCAUUAUUGCCAUGGAAGCAUCGCUGAUUCAAGGCCGUGUAAAAGCUCCUCGAUUGCUUGCUCUUGUCAACAAGGGAACUACCAACGCACUUGUCAUUUUACUUACCUCUAGAAAUCCACCUCAAGUUUAUAGUGAUUUGACAAUCGAAAGAGUCAUUCCUAUUGAUCAGGACUUCAAAUGCGACAUAGAAACAGCGACUGAACAACAGGAUGGUUUAGACGUUCAUCUGAGUGUGUCGUCAAGAAAAUUACGUUUAGUUUUCGAAAUGCGUCCUGGGGUGGAAACUGGAGCAAUAGUUUCAGAAAUCUUUCGAGCUAUUGAAGUGUAUCAGAAGAAUAAGAGUUCAUCGACCGAUUACCUAUGGCUAAAAAAACUCACUGGAAGUACAAGAAAUUUGGAUUGUGCGGCUGGAGACGUUCGCGAUGUUUGUGAUCCACUCGUCGAUUUGGAAAGUCCAGAUUUGGUCGUUCCACGUCGAAAUAUAGCAAGCGGAAAAACACCUGUCGCUGCGAGAGAAUCGGUUGUUCGAUAUCAAAUGGCAUGCAAAGAAGAUGACUACACGUAUACUGAAAAAUUCAGAAUAUUCAUUGGAACGUGGAACGUAAAUGGACAACCAGCCAAUGGAAUAACAGUUGAGGAAUGGCUCAGCAGCGACGACGAACCACCAGAUUUAUAUGCCAUUGGUUUUCAAGAAUUGGAUUUAAGUAAAGAAGCUUUUUUGUUCAACGAUACACCACGAGAAGAAGAGUGGCGACAAGUCGUGAAAAAGUCAUUGCAUCCAAAGGGCGUUUAUCAUCAAGUUGCAAUAGUGAGAUUAGUCGGUAUGAUGCUUAUAGUAUUCGCUCAGGAAACUCAUUUGCCCUUCAUCAAGACAGUUUCGAUCGACACAGUUGGUACAGGCAUAAUGGGUAAAAUGGGUAACAAAGGAGGCGUGGCUGUCAGUAUGACGGUGCACAGUACGACUAUAUGCUUCGUCAACGCUCAUUUGGCAGCGCAUUGUGAAGAGUUUGAAAGAAGGAAUCAGGAUUACGCGGAUAUUUGCGCAAGGCUAUCAUUCGCUAAGUACAUGCCUCCAAAGAGUUUCAAGGACCAUGAUCAUAUUUAUUGGCUCGGUGAUUUGAAUUAUCGUAUAACCGAGAUGGAUGCGAUUGUCGCAAAAAAUCACAUUUCCGCUGGUCAUUACGAGCCUGUUUUGAUGCUCGAUCAAUUAUGUCAGCAACGAAAUCUCGGCCGUGUACUUCAUGGUUUUCAAGAAGCAAAAAUCACGUUUAAACCUACUUACAAAUACGAUCCUGGAACGGAUAAUUGGGAUUCGAGCGAAAAAGGCAGAGCUCCGGCUUGGUGCGAUCGUGUUCUCUGGAAAGGUGACUCUAUUACGUCGAUCGAUUACCGAAGUCACCCUGUGCUCAAGAUUUCUGAUCAUAAGCCAGUCAGUGCCACAUUCGAUUCACAAAUAAGAGUAAUAGACGUGGCUAAGUAUCGAAAAAUCCACGAAGAAGUGAUGAAGAAACUGGAUAAAUUGGAGAACGAAUUUUUACCUCAAGUGAUGGUCGACACGACUGAGAUUAUAUUCGACGAACUGAAAUUCCUCGAGCCUAGUAGUAAAGAGCUCAUAAUUGCGAACACAGGCCAGGUACCGGUCCAGUUUGAAUUUAUUAAGAAACUCGAUGAUACGAGCUACUGCAAAGACUGGCUGCACAUAGAACCUUACACUGGAUUCAUAAAACCAGGUGAGAAAUGUGACAUCAAGCUGGAAAUUUACGUUGACAAAAGAUCUGCCUGCAAAUUGAAUUCUGGGGAAGAUCAACUUUACGAUAUUCUAGUCCUACAUCUGGAAGGUGGAAAAGAUAUUUUUAUUACAGUCACAGGUACUUACGAGAGAAGUUGUUUCGGUUCGUCGAUGGAAGCUCUCGUGCAUAUUCCAGUUCCAAUUCGAGAAAUUGCAGUAGGCAGAAUAAUAGAACUCGAAAAUAACAAAAAUCCAGCUCAAGAUCCGUAUUCAGUGCCGAAAGAAGUUUGGUUUCUGGUCGAUCGUCUUUAUCGCCACGGUAUUAAAACCGCUGGACUUUUCGAAACGCCGGGGCUGCACAGCGAGAUUGUCACCAUACGCGACUGGCUUGACACUGGAAGCCAGGAAGCAAUGCCUGGUGGCGUUCAUUCGGUAGCUGAAUCGUUGCUUUUACUGCUCGAAUCUACUUCGGAACCUUUAGUCCCUUACAACCUUCACAAUGUCUGUCUGUCAGCAGCUACCAAUUACCUACAAUGCAAACAGAUUGUGAUGCAGCUGCCUGAAAUUCGAAGGAACGUGUUUCUGUACAUUUGUGCAUUUCUCCAAGAGCUUCUGAACCACUCGCAGGACAACGGUUUGGAUGCUAAAACUUUAGCAACUCUCUUCGGUUCAAUAUUCCUUCGCGAUCCACCGCGGAGUCGUGAGGAACGGAGUCAGCGAAGUCGCGCCACGCAAGCAACUUUCGAUCGAAAAAAAGCUGCUUUCGUUUACCACUUUUUGGUGAACGAUCAAAGUGACUUUCUCGGUCGAUAGAAAUACACCAGUUUAGUAUUAAUUUGCUGUCGGACGUGAGACGCCAAUGUUUAAAUGCCAGAAGGAACCGGAGCGUUGUAAUACGAUAAUCGCAGUAGGAUUAUUUUUUCUUUUGCAAGAGUCGUAAAACUCGAAAACGUAGCUUCUUUGAGCUUGCAAAACAAUACUGCCUCAAAUAUUGAAUAUAAAGGGCUAAGAGCUGAGUAGAUGAUUCUCACCGCAUAAUGACGUGAAUGCAGUUGAAAAUUGAUUUAAAAAUUAAUACGUUAUGUGGAAUGUUUCAGAAAAAUAUUUACAGCCAAAGUUUCGAUUCAAAUUGAAAAAUUGAUAUAAAUUCGAGUUUUUUGAUAAGUCAAUGUCAAGUUUUGACAAAAAAAUGGCUUUACAUCGAAUUUCGAUUUUUUUCACGUUAGAAUUUUCGGAAAUUUUGAAACCUUUGAAAAUUCUGGCUGUAAAUCAGUGUGUAAAGCAUUUUUGCAUUUACUCGUUGAACGCUUCUUUGUAUAGUGUAAUAUUUGAGUUGCAGAUUAUUUGUAGAAAAAUGGAAGAAAGAACAGCAGCGACGGUUGUACGUUUGAAAAAACAUGAAAUUUAACAUCCGAAAUGUUGUUCGGGCAAAUGUAAUAUUGCUGAUGGAUACUUUGAUAAUUUUUUUUUUAUCAAUAACGAAAAAAACAAUCUACAGAGUGUCCCAUGACCAAUGGUACAAGAUGCAAUCUCAUAUUCAGAGUCGAGUUUCGAGUUGGAACGUGUCCAACGUUUUUUUAUUAGCCUUCUACUUGUGGAUGCUUAUUUAUUGAAGUUUUUCUCGUAACUAAACACUAUGAGAUGAAAUCAGAAAUCAAAUUAAAAAUUUUAUAAUAAAGAGCAUAUUUCAAUCACCGUUACUUUCCUAAUGGCUGCGAGUAGAGCAGAAAUUCAUGGGACCGAUCUUGUAGAAAAUAAAAUUUCCUACAAAAAACUUCCUGACGGAAUUCUCGUGUCUGCAGUAAUUCAAUAGUGAGCGUGAUGCAGAAAAAACCAUUUUAUUUCAUAAAAAUUUCACUCCAUAGCAUUUCGAAAAAAAAUGGAUAAAAUUUGACUCUUAGGAAGUUACGAACAUGCAACAAUAAACUCAUCACGGUACUGUUGACCAAUUAGUUUGAAAAUCAAAGGAUUUAGAAAAUGUGACGUAACGAAGGACCACAAUUUGUUCGAUUAUUUGCAGAAAAAUAUUUUUUUUCUUGUUCAGCUCUGCAGAGUUGAAAUUUUGAUUUCCAAUCUUUCAGAACACUGGUUGUUCAACCUGAAAAUCGGCGUUAAGGAUACAUUUUGUAUCAUAAACUGGUGGGGCACUUUGUAUUUGGAACUUAAAUCAUGUUAAAAAACGAUUCGCUGUAUUUUUUUUGAAUACUCGAACAUAGAAUAACAUUUUUCAUAGUAAAAAAAAAAAUUAAUUGCUCCAUGGAGAUUUUAUCAUUGGAAUCACACUCGACCCGAUAGCUCCACGAAUUUAUUGUUUAAUCUUGCAUAAUACUCAUUUCCAAAGUACAAAAAAUUCAUUUUUUGGCAAAAUUUUCAUUUUAAAUAGCAUAGGUAGUUUUUCUUUUACUAGUACUCGUCUAAUAUAGAAAUAACAAUCGCCAUAUUCCCUUUGCGCGGACAAAAGCUUAAAGAAUUCCUCGAUUCGCAAAUUAUUUUGAGAUUCGUGAGGCGUUUUGGAAAUCGCGCUAAAUUAAAAUCGUUAGGGAAUCAAGCACUUGAUUUUUAUGCUCGAAAAACAAAACGAAAAACUUAUAUUUUUAUAAUUUUAUAAGAGUGAAAAUAAAAAAAAUCUUUGGAAAGAUUGCUCGGAAGGAAACGAGGGGAACUGGGCCGAUGAAUUUCAUGUACAAUUUCAAAUUGAUUGAUGUUAAUAUAAGAAACGCUGUUUGUAGUAUUAUGCCUGUUCGUAUAGUUUCGAUGCUAUAAAAUCAUAAUAAUAAACUUAAAAUACUAAAUAUUUUAUCGCUCAGUUAAAUUGUAAAAGCGUAUGUCAGAAAAAUUAGACAUUGAAUAACAAUGAAUUGGUUGAUCAAUUGAAUCAUUAACUAUCAUAGCGCAACCUCAUUUCAUUCUUAAGCAUUUUCUUGUCACUAGUCAUUCAAUUGAUACGAGAAUUAUCUGUCAGGGAUUAUAAAUAUAAAACUAUAUAAGAAAAUGAAAAAUUAAUCUCUUUUAACGCGAAACACUAUCGUCUCAAUGUGAAAGUAACAACCGAAGGAUUUGAUAAUUUAGUCGGUAGGGAGAAGAAGAACCUGUGGACGGUGAACAAGUUGUCAAUAAAGAAUACAAAAUGAAAAACUCGA
Messenger RNA from Venturia canescens, 5117 nucleotides. RefSeq names its product Oculocerebrorenal syndrome of Lowe (gene Ocrl). Gene Ontology annotation, cellular component: membrane. Gene Ontology annotation, biological process: phosphatidylinositol dephosphorylation; signal transduction. Gene Ontology annotation, molecular function: inositol phosphate phosphatase activity; phosphatidylinositol-4,5-bisphosphate 5-phosphatase activity. The coding region runs from base 184 to 2790 and encodes 868 amino acids. NCBI's taxonomy places the organism in Eukaryota, Metazoa, Arthropoda, Insecta, Hymenoptera, Ichneumonidae. The transcript has 19 exons. The record is from RefSeq and is a predicted model, not a curated record.